Messenger RNA from Vigna umbellata (rice bean), 1233 nucleotides. RefSeq names its product cationic peroxidase 2-like. Gene Ontology annotation, molecular function: heme binding; peroxidase activity. The record is from RefSeq and is a predicted model, not a curated record. Gene Ontology annotation, biological process: response to oxidative stress; hydrogen peroxide catabolic process. NCBI's taxonomy places the organism in Eukaryota, Viridiplantae, Streptophyta, Magnoliopsida, Fabales, Fabaceae.
UCAUUCUUUUCCACAGUCCCUCUCAUAUACUCAUUGCAUUUGAUCACUUCACUUGGCCUGCUGCAUUUGCAUUUGCAACCCUUUCCUCACAAAAAAUGGAGCCACGCAGUUUCUACUCUCUGCUGUUUCUUUUGCUUGCUUUAGCUUCUGUAAACUCAGUGCAUGGCCAAGGGACACGUCAAGGGUUUUAUUCCAGUUCGUGUCCUCGUGCCGAGUCCAUUGUUAAGUCCACAGUUCAAUCCCACGUUAAGUCUGAUCCUACUUUGGCUGCUGGCUUGCUUCGGAUGCACUUCCACGAUUGCUUUGUGCAAGGUUGUGACGGUUCUGUUCUCAUUUCCGGUUCUAACACUGAGAGAACAAACUUUGCUAACCUUGGUUUACGAGGAUUUGAGGUUAUCGAUGAUGCAAAGACACAACUCGAGACUGCAUGCCCCGGUGUUGUGUCUUGUGCUGAUAUCCUUGCCCUUGCUGCCCGUGAUUCCGUUGUUCUGAGCGGUGGACUGAGCUAUCAGGUUCCUACUGGACGCAGAGAUGGACGCGUAUCACAGGCCUCUGACGUGAAUAACUUGCCUGCUCCUUUUGACUCUGUUGAUGUUCAGAAGCAAAAAUUCACAGCCAAAGGCCUCAACACUCAAGACCUCGUCACCCUUCUUGGUGCACAUACCAUUGGAACAACAGCUUGCCAGUUUUUCAGUAACAGAUUAUACAACUUCACUGCAAACGGUCCUGAUCCUUCCAUCGACCCUUCAUUUAUUUCUCAACUACAAUCGCUAUGCCCACAAAACGGUGACGGUUCAAAACGCGUUGCCCUAGACACGGGUAGUCAAACAGCAUUUGAUUUAUCUUACUAUAAUAAUUUGAGGAGAGGACGCGGAAUUCUGCAGUCUGAUCAAGCCCUCUGGAACGAUGCUUCCACUCAGAAAAUUGUGCAGGGGUACUUGGGCUUGAUAAGAGGGUUGCUUGGAUUGAAAUUCAACGUGGAAUUUGGAAAAUCUAUGGUGAAGAUGGGAAACAUUGAGUUGAAGACUGGCACUGAUGGUGAAAUUCGCAAGAUUUGUUCUGCCAUCAACUAGCCACUUCAAACAAUUAAUAUAUUGCUUCAAAAGCUGGUUUUAUUUUGUCUCUGUUAUUGGUAUAUGCAUCUCAAGUGUAUCAUGUACCGAUAUCUUUUCAUUUUGGAAGUGUAAAAUUUACAGAAAAUUGAUGUGAUACAAUAAAUAUAGUCUUUUUAAA